CUUCAGCCAGCAGUGUCGGUGGGAAAUGUUGGUCAACUGGCCAUAGAUCUCGUGAUUUCCACUCUCAACAUGACUAAAGUUGGUUACUUCUACACGGACUGCCUGGUGCCAAUGGUUGGAAAUAAUCCAUAUGCCACAGCAGAGGAAAACUCAACGGAGUUGAGUAUAAACGCUGAAGUGUAUUCAUUACCUUCAAAGAAACUUGUAGUUCUGCAGAUCAGAUCACCUUUUAUAAAGAACAAGUACAGGCCAUUCUGUCAAACACUGCUGUCUUGGGUGGAAAGCAGCAAAUGUGCCAGAGUUGUUCUCCUGUCUAGCAGCCAUGCGUACCAGCGUGAUGACGAGCAACUUCUUGGGACACCACUACGCUACCUACUUACACCCGAUCUUGAGAAAGCAGUUGGAGGGCUUAUGCAGGAGCUGAACUGGAAAGAAAUGGAAAAAGUGGCAGCUUACCCAGGAAUACGUGACACAGAAAAAGUUCUCCAUAUUCCUGGAGGUGGCAUCACAAAACUCUUGUUUACUGAGAGCUGUUCAAAGGGAAUCCAAAUGGCAGUUCUUCUGAAGUUCUGCUCAGAGGGGGACAACAUCCCGGAUGCGUUUGCUCUGGUGAACUAUCUUAAUGAAUGGCUUCAGCUAAUUAGAAGCGAAAGCAACAAUUCCACAGAUGCUUCUUCGCAGUGGAAAAUACCAAGUUCUUGGCGCUUACUUUUCGGCAGCGGUCUUCCACCAGCACUCUUCUGAUCAGUUUUGAGUUCUUCCGU
Molecule: messenger RNA, 764 nt
Organism: Eurypyga helias (sunbittern)
Lineage: Eukaryota; Metazoa; Chordata; Aves; Eurypygiformes; Eurypygidae
Gene: PSMG2
Product: proteasome (prosome, macropain) assembly chaperone 2
Exons: 6
Biological process (GO): proteasome assembly
Cellular component (GO): cytosol; nucleus
Source: RefSeq, a predicted model, not a curated record